GUGAGGGGCUUGUCUCAGGGAAACAGCCAGUAUGGCGUCACCGCGGGAUGUUCGAAUGUUUAAACGGGACGCUAGGACAAGGCCCACACUACCGCCAUGUUCAUCCCUCGCCAUGGAGAUAAAGAGAAAGAAGACAAGAGACGGUGUCUGUGUUGUACAAAACGAGAACUGUAAUCUCCAGGAGAAGAUGGACCUUGAGAUGCGAAUGAGAGCAGGGGCAUAUAAGCUUCUGGUGGCCAGUACCAAGAGAGAACAGAUCCUAGAUGCAGCCAAGAGCCUGUUAACCUGUAACUCACGAAUCAAAGCCUAUAUGAGCGAGGCACAGAGGAAGAAGGAGCAGGAGGAUGUGUCUGAAAAUCUUAGGUCUGACAUAGUAAUGUCAGACACUCAGGAUGGAGUUCCUUGCAAGGGCAAAGUAGCCAUAACCGGUCUGCGGAUUCCACUAUUGUGGAAGGAUUCUGAACACUUUAACACCAAAGGAAACUCUCACCAGGUUGCAGUCUUCUGCCUAAUGAAGAUUGGCUCUGAGAUAUUUGACACAGAAAUGGUGAUUGUAGACAGAACAAUGACUGAUAUCUGCUUUGAGGGUGUAACCAUCUUUUCGGAGGCUAAGCCGGACUUUGAGCUUGCUGUUGAGCUGUACAGCUGUGCAGUGGAUGAAGAGGGAACUUUGGUCAACACACCAAAGAAACUAGCCAGGAAGCUGCGCUCCUCUUUUGGGAAAGGAUCUGGAAGGAAACUCUGCCCCCUUCUGGAUGGAGGAGAUCCUGAUGCUUUUCUUCAGUCUAACCCAAUUCCACCUGGAACAAAAUAUUCCCUUUUGGCUUACACAACUCUGGGAUUGGAGCAAACCGGGAACUCGUUCCAGUCUCACUCGCUCAUCGUGAUACAGAAUGCGGAAGCAUCAUCAUGGCUGCCUCUCUAUGGGAACUUGUGUUGUCAGCUGGUGGCACAGCCUGGCUGCAUGACACAGGAUGUGAUUAGUGGAUAUCUAAGCCAGCAGCAAAGUAUUGAGGGUUUGCAGCACUGCUGCAGGCUGUACUGUGUGCUGAAAGCUGGCCUGCUCUCCUGUUACUUCACUCCUGAGGAGAUUCAAGCGAAGAUAGAGCCCAGUGUAAUAAUCCCUAUAAACAAGGAUACCCGCCUUCGUGCCAUUGAGGAAAACCAGAAAGGUGGGGCUAGGCUGAGCAUUAUUAAUCCAGGGACAGGAGACCCUGCAUGCCAUGUGUUCAAAGCUGAGACACCUGACUUGCUGCAGGACUGGCUCAGUGCUCUGUUGCAACACAUCUAUGAUCAAAGUAAAUGGAGGCACACCUGUGAUAAACUGAUGGAAAUUGAGGUUUUGUCCCCACGGAAACCCCCACUUUUUCUUACAAAGCAAGCUAACUUGGUCUACAACGAUCUUAGUAUUGGCUCACCAGAUAAAUUCGAGAGUUUGACGAGCAUAAUUCAUGAUAAGAUUGAAGCUACAGAUGGACGCUUCCUUAUUGGUCAGGAAGAGGAAAGGGAGCCUCCACGUUGGACAGCCCUGUUCGAGGGCUCCCAGUCAAUGGUGGUACAGAAGACUGUGCUGUCACCAGGUAAAGACGAAGGCCUGUUCAAACCGAGUCCAGUGUCAAACAGCAACAAGAAGAGAAGAGCCCCUCCACCACCCCCAGACAAAUUACCAUUUGGUCACCCCACUGUCCACCCAUCAUGUCCUCCAUCCUACCAGGAGAAGGAAAACUCCAACAAGGUGACGAGGCAUCGCACCGGGCGACCAUCACUGGAUGCUAAAUUCUCAGCUAUUAUUCAACAGUUACAGAAGAGCCAUGGUCCUUCCCGCAAAAAUCCACCUUUAGCUCAGGUUGAGCCUUCUCAGAACCUUUACAACCCAGUCAAGACAGAUACAGAGUUCAAGCUGACUGAAAAUGCAGACCAAGCUAGUUCCGAGGCCCCUCAGCCACCCUUGCCUGCCCCAAGAAACAAACUGAGGAAGUCCUUUAGAGAGAAGAUGAACCGCAAAGCUUGGUGAAUUACUAUAAUUACUUUUGUUUCUUAAUCACUCAAAUCAAAAAUUGAAAUGAAAGCUUUUAUCCCUUUUCUACUCAUUUCAACACCACUAGAACUGCAAUUUAUUUUCAAAUGUCUUGAACUUUCUCUUUUGCUUGCUGCACUAAAAAGCAGAACUGAUGAAUAUUGUAUCAUGCAUGUUAUCAGACAUACUAGGGGGGGACAAAAGAGAGACUUGGAAAAUCUGGAGAUUCCUUGUCAUACGGUGUGCACUUUUGAUAAAACGCUUGGCACAUUGCAUUGUGAGACUGCAGUGGGCACUGAAUCUUGUCUUCAUGUUUUACAUUAUGCAUACAUGUAGCCAUAUCAGUUAUUUCCAUAUUUAACUUGUGCAUAAGUCUUAAACAUUUAAUUAGUAGUAAUGAAAGAAAAAAAAUAACCACUAUCUAGUAGAAUUGUUUUAGACAGAUUUUUAUUACCAUUGUUUUGUAGACUAUUUUGUUGUGCACAUUUUUUCUUUUUUCUUUUUGCAUUUAAAUGUAGACUAUGUUUGAAGGAUUAGUAGUGUAAUUUCCUGAAGUUGUAGCAGGAUGAUCCAUCAACACUACAGAGCCCAUUAAACUGCACUUGAAUUUAGAUCUUAAUAAGAUUUAAAUAUCUUUUCAACAUUGAUUAAUAUUGUACAUCUGAACAUUGAUUUCUUUCUUUUUUUUAUGACAGAGUUUAGUGUCUCUUCCUUUUGCAAAUAUUGAUUCAUGCAAGUAAUACAUUUGUUGUACAGUGGUAAAUGGUUAUUGUUCACUACUUACAAUACCUUUCUCUUAACUGUAAUUGUGUUCUUUAAUUCUAUAAAGUACCUUACUGUUCUUUGCAGGUCAUAUCUGAUAAUCAUUUCCAUUCUGUUGGUUUCAGAAUAAAACCAUCUAACAUUU
Molecule: messenger RNA, 2924 nt
Organism: Clarias gariepinus (North African catfish)
Lineage: Eukaryota; Metazoa; Chordata; Actinopteri; Siluriformes; Clariidae
Gene: rtkn2
Product: rhotekin 2
Exons: 12
Coding region: 32-2014 (660 amino acids)
Biological process (GO): positive regulation of cell population proliferation; signal transduction; hemopoiesis
Source: RefSeq, a predicted model, not a curated record